Homarus americanus (American lobster) is the source of this 1000-nucleotide messenger RNA. The record is from the annotation of a RefSeq genome assembly. NCBI's taxonomy places the organism in Eukaryota, Metazoa, Arthropoda, Malacostraca, Decapoda, Nephropidae.
AUGCUAAUUUCUCCGUCUCAAUUAAUAUUUAUUUUGACCCUUAUUUCAGGAACAAUUUUAUCUAUUUCUUCUACUUCAUGAUUUGGGGCAUGAGCAGGCUUAGAAUUAAAUCUUUUAUCUUUUAUCCCUUUAAUUAUUACAAAAAAUAAUCAAUAUUCUUCUGAGUCUGCACUUAAAUACUUUCUUGUCCAAGCUUUAGGAUCUGCUAUUAUUAUUUUUUCAGCCUCAAUUAUAUUAAUUUCCCCCAGUUUUGCACCGCUUUGUCUAGCCCUUGCUCUUCUUCUCAAACUAGGAGCAGCUCCAUUUCAUUUUUGGUUCCCUCAAGUUAUAGAAGGAAUAAAUUGAAUCCAAUCUAUUGUGCUCAUAACCAUUCAAAAAAUUGCUCCUAUACUUCUGCUCUCAUACCUUACUUUUAACUAUUUAGUCACAACUAUUUUGUUUUAUGCAAUUAUUCUUUCAGCAAUCAUUGGAGCAGUUGGUGGUAUUAAUCAAACUUUACUUCGAAAAAUUAUAGCUUUUUCUUCUAUUAACCACAUAGCAUGAAUACUUUCUGCUAUUUUAAUUAGUGAAAAUAUAUGAACAAUAUAUUUUCUUUUUUACUCUUUAAUAUCUUCUUCAGUAGCAUUAAUCUUUCACUUCCAGCAGAUUUUUCAUUUUUCCCAAAUUACUUCCAAUAAUGCUUCCCCAUUACCUAAUAAAAUUCUUAUACUUUUAUCUUUGCUUUCUCUAGGAGGUCUACCUCCUUUCACUGGUUUUUUCCCUAAAUGAAUUUUAAUUCAAGAAAUAACUUCUAGUUAUUUCUUCAUACCCUUAUUAGUUCUUCUGGCAUCUACUUUGAUUUCCCUAUAUUACUAUUUGCGAAUCUCAAUUUCGGCAUUUGUUCUUUUUUCACCAAAAUUGAAAUGAUCCUCUCCACAUCGAAGACAAAGACUUUUCACCCCUUUAAUGGCAUUUAUCAAUCUUUUUGGACUUUUUAUCCCAUCAGUUUUUAUUAUAUUCU